AUGCUCUUCUCCGCAGCGUGUGCCGCCUUCGUCGUCCCUUCCCUCGGCGGCGGCGCACGCCUGGCGGCACACGCCUCCCCGCCGCUCUCCGGCCAGCAGCCGGCGCCGGCCUUCGGCGAGCAGCCAUCAUCGCGUGAUCGCGCUCACCCGCCUUGGGCCGUCGCGCCGCCACACCGCAUGUCAUCGCAGCGCAGCGGCCUGAUCACGAUGAAGGGCAAGAAGGGUGGCAAGCCGAAGGGCGAUAACAAGUUCAAGGCGGGCGGAAAGAAGCAGCAGGGCCAGCAGGAGAAGAAGAGCGUCAAGGACAGCCGCAUGGCGGAGCAGACAAAGAGCUUCAUCUACACGAUCCUCAAGCUCACAAAGGCGCUCCCCGACGGCUCGCGCACGCUCAUCAAGAACAUCAACCUCUGCUUCUUCCCCGGCGCAAAGAUCGGCCUCGUCGGCUUGAAUGGCGCCGGAAAGUCGACACUGAUGAAGAUUAUGGCGGGCGUCGACACCGAGUACGACGGGGAGUGCACGCCGGCGCCGUGGGCGUCGGUGGGCUACCUGGCGCAGGAGCCCGAGCUCGACGGCGCCACUGUGCAGGAGUCGAUCGACGCGGGCGUGGCGCAGGGGCGGGCGACGCUGCAGCAGUUUGAGCAGCUCAGCGCAAAGGCUCGCCGCAGCGCCGGCCCCCUCCUCACCCGUACGCGUAAGGGCCCCCCUCUCGCCUCGAGUGUCUGCGAGCUUGACGUCUUCUCAUCUCGGCUAAUCUCGGCCAAUCUCGGCUCAUCUUGA
Molecule: messenger RNA, 777 nt
Organism: Emiliania huxleyi CCMP1516
Lineage: Eukaryota; Haptophyta; Isochrysidales; Noelaerhabdaceae
Exons: 1
Coding region: 1-777 (258 amino acids)
Biological process (GO): negative regulation of translational elongation
Molecular function (GO): ATP hydrolysis activity; ATP binding
Source: RefSeq, a predicted model, not a curated record